AAGCUAGUGCUAGUGAGAGAGAACCAAGAAACCCGAAGCAACCACCAAUCCAAACAGGCGAAGGGGAGAAAGCAAGGAAUCCCCAAUGGCUCAUCGCCGCCUCCUCCUCCCUCUCCUCCUCUCUGUGACCGCGGCCGCGGCCGCGGCCGCAGCCGCCUCCGUCAACGCCGAGGACCCCCUGAUCCGGCAGGUGGUCUACGGCGGUGAGGAGAACGACCUGGAGCUGAACGCCGAGUCCCACUUCUUGAGCUUCGUGCAGCGGUUCGGCAAGUUGUACAAGGACGCCGACGAGCACGCGUACCGGCUAUCCGUGUUCAAGGCCAACCUCCGCCGCGCUCGCCGGCACCAGCUGCUGGACCCGUCGGCGGAGCACGGCAUCACCAAGUUCUCCGACCUUACCCCCGCCGAGUUCCGCCGGACCUACCUCGGCCUCCGCAAGUCCCGGCGUGCGCUCAUCAGGGAGCUCGGGGGCUCCGCUCACGAGGCGCCCGUGCUGCCCACCGACGGCCUCCCCGACGACUUCGACUGGAGGGACCACGGCGCCGUCGGGCCCGUCAAGAACCAGGGUUCGUGCGGGUCGUGCUGGUCGUUCAGCGCGUCGGGGGCGCUGGAGGGGGCGCACUACCUCGCCACCGGCAAGCUGGAGGUGCUCUCCGAGCAGCAGAUGGUCGACUGCGACCACGAGUGUGAUUCAUCAGAACCUGAUUCUUGCGAUUCUGGGUGCAAUGGUGGGCUGAUGACUACAGCCUUCAGUUAUCUUUUGAAAUCUGGUGGCCUUGAGAGUGAAAAGGAGUACCCUUAUGCCGGGACGGACGGUCAAUGCAAAUUUGACAAAUCCAAGAUUGUUGCUUCCGUUCAGAACUUCAGUGUUGUCUCUGUGGAUGAAGAUCAAAUUGUUGCUAACCUUGUCAAACAUGGUCCACUGGCAAUUGGUAUCAACGCCGCCUACAUGCAGACAUACAUCGGUGGCGUGUCAUGCCCAUACAUCUGCGGCAGGCAUCUUGACCAUGGCGUUCUUCUUGUUGGCUAUGGCUCGGCUGGUUUCGCCCCCAUCCGCCUGAAGGAGAAGCCGUACUGGAUCAUCAAGAACUCUUGGGGCGAGAACUGGGGGGAGCAUGGGUACUACAAGAUCUGCAGGGGCUCCAACGUCCGCAACAAGUGUGGCGUCGACUCCAUGGUUUCUACAGUGUCCGCUAUCCAUGCCUCUAAGGAGUAGACUCUGAUCAGUUGCCCUCCUGAUGUUAAUCGUAAUUUGGUACUAUGCUAAUAACUUUAAUACCUGCUAGUAGCUAGGCUCCAUCUGUGCGCAGUUAUAUAUAAGGCAGCAAAGAUGUGAAGCUGCAACAAACAGAAUGCUUCUAUAAGUUCAUGAUUGUGACAGCCGGAUUUUUUUUCCA
Messenger RNA from Phragmites australis (common reed), 1397 nucleotides. RefSeq names its product cysteine proteinase 1. Gene Ontology annotation, cellular component: lysosome. NCBI's taxonomy places the organism in Eukaryota, Viridiplantae, Streptophyta, Magnoliopsida, Poales, Poaceae. Bases 86 to 1216 code for a protein of 376 amino acids. The record is from RefSeq and is a predicted model, not a curated record. The transcript has 4 exons. Gene Ontology annotation, molecular function: cysteine-type endopeptidase activity.